This is a messenger RNA of Sinocyclocheilus anshuiensis, 700 nucleotides long. It is a transcript of the gene ndufaf2, whose product is annotated as NADH:ubiquinone oxidoreductase complex assembly factor 2. Bases 83 to 574 code for a protein of 163 amino acids. Gene Ontology annotation, cellular component: membrane; respiratory chain complex I; mitochondrion. The record is from RefSeq and is a predicted model, not a curated record. Gene Ontology annotation, biological process: mitochondrial respiratory chain complex I assembly. The transcript is spliced from 4 exons. NCBI's taxonomy places the organism in Eukaryota, Metazoa, Chordata, Actinopteri, Cypriniformes, Cyprinidae.
GUAAUUGUGUAACCUACGACUCAAAGCAAAUGUGUAUGUAUGUGCACUAGUAGAGAAAAUAACAGAUAUUUAACUUAUAGUGAUGAGCCGUAUUACUUCUCUGUUGCGAAGAACAUUUGGAGUGGUAAAAGAGCAUGUCGGAACAGAUCAUUUAGGAAAUAAAUAUUACUACAUACCCGAGCAGAAGUCAUGGACGGGAAGGCUCUUGCGGCCUAGACGCCUAGUAGAAGCAGCCAAUCCAAAAGUGUUUGAGUACAUAGAAGGAAUCAUUCCUUCUGAAUGGGAUGCUUGGAUCAGAGGCAGGCGGAAACAGCCACCUACAACAGAGGAGUUGUUACAGAACGAACGUUACAGGGAGCAGAUCAAAAUCAGAGCUUCAGAGGCAGAAGAGAGAGAUAAAGCCCUGCAGGCCAAAGAGUAUGAGGAAGGUUUGGUGGCCCAACCUGUUCAGACUCAGGUCAAAGGUCAUGCCUCUGCCACACAGUUUGGACAGACUGAUUUCAGUGAGGACCCCGUAAGCACUGCCAACACAUUCCAGCCUGGGUCCUGGACACCUCCAGGAAGCAAAAAAUAGGCUUAUCUGAAACCUCCUUUGCUGUCUUCAAGUAAACUUGCAAUUUAAAUGAUUUAGUAGUUCUGCUGAUUUUCACUGCAUCUCAACACAUCUUAAAAAAAGUGACGUGACAUGUGUGUGAGUAUG